Cotesia congregata is the source of this 219-nucleotide messenger RNA. The record is from the annotation of a GenBank genome assembly. NCBI's taxonomy places the organism in Eukaryota, Metazoa, Arthropoda, Insecta, Hymenoptera, Braconidae.
AUGGAAUAUUCACGGAAACUGAAACAACAUCAACAACAACCGCAGGACAACAAUCAACGUCAGUCAAACACCAACAGCAGAUGUAAUAGUGGUAAUAUUAAUACCAUAAGUAAUCGUCAAAAUCGUCGUUUAGUCUUCAGCUCACCUACGAGUAAAUUACGAUUAUCAUCAGCUGUACAUGCGAUAUUUUUUAAUGACAAUGCUGUUAUAUGCGUUUAA